Messenger RNA from Sesamum indicum (sesame), 1453 nucleotides. It is a transcript of the gene PRMT6, whose product is annotated as protein arginine methyltransferase 6. NCBI's taxonomy places the organism in Eukaryota, Viridiplantae, Streptophyta, Magnoliopsida, Lamiales, Pedaliaceae. Gene Ontology annotation, molecular function: protein-arginine N-methyltransferase activity; histone methyltransferase activity. Gene Ontology annotation, biological process: chromatin remodeling; peptidyl-arginine methylation, to asymmetrical-dimethyl arginine. The record is from RefSeq and is a predicted model, not a curated record.
GAAAUGAUCAAGGAUCAAGUGCGUACACAAACUUACAGAAAUGCAAUUUUUCGGAAUAGAGAUCGUAUUGCCGGAAAAGUUGUAGUUGAUGUUGGUUGUGGCACUGGCAUUCUCUCUAUAUUUUGUGCUCAGGCUGGAGCCAGGCGGGUGUAUGCAGUGGAUGCCAGUGAUAUCGCAAUUCAGGCAAAUGAAGUAGUCAAGGCGAACAACUUAUCUGACAAAAUCAUCGUGUUGCAUGGGCGGGUUGAGGAUGUUGAAAUUGAUGACAAAGUUGAUGUUAUAGUUUCUGAAUGGAUGGGCUACAUGCUUCUUUAUGAGAGCAUGCUGGGGAGUGUUAUUAUCGCUAGAGACCGGUGGUUGAAACCUGGAGGUCUUAUCCUUCCAUCAUUUGCCACGUUGUAUAUGGCACCUAUCUCUCACCCGGACCGGUAUAAAGAAAGCAUUGAUUUCUGGCGCAAUGUCUAUGGAAUUGAUAUGUCUGCUGUGAUGCCGUUAGCAAAGCAGUGUGCAUUUGAAGAGCCUUCAGUUGAGACAAUCAAUGGUGAGAAUGUACUGACGUGGCCUCAUGUGGUAAAGCAUGUUGACUGUUUUACCGUUACAAUUCAAGAGCUGGAGUCUGUUUCAACAACAUUUAAGUUUAGAUCAAUGAUGCGAGCACCAUUUCAUGGGUUUGCGUUCUGGUUUGAUGUGCAAUUUAGUGCGCCUGCAUUAUUGAGUUUCAGCAACAAUCCACAAGCCUCAUACUUUGGGACUCUAGAGAAUGUUAUAGAUACCAGUCAAAGUAAGAAGCGAGCUAAUCCCAGUGAAGCCCUUGUGCUCUCUACAGCACCAGAGGACCCUCCAACACAUUGGCAACAGACAUUAAUCUACUUCUAUGAUCCAAUAGACGUGGAGCAAGAUCAGCUUAUUGAAGGUUCUGUAACACUUUCGCAAAGCAAAGAAAAUCCUCGUUUCAUGAACAUCCAGCUAGAGUAUGCAUCUGGUGGUCGUUCUUUUGUCAAACAAUCAGUAAUGCGAUAAAUCAGGCAGCAUUUCUUUUAGCUCACCUUCAAAGCCUGAACUACGAAGCUUAGUGACUGAACUGGAUCGGCACGGCAUCUGUUCAACAUGAGUUUUUCACCUGUUACGCUCCUUGAUCCAUUCUGAAGGCAGCUUCAGAAUGUGAAUUUAUUCAACAGGCUCCCCUCAAUGCAUGUCCCUGGCCUGGGAAAUGCACUCUAAUGACCAAAAUAGGUACGAGGAUAGAAUAGCUCGUUUGAACAAAGACGAAACCUGCCGAAGUUAGUAAAUCAUGGCCGACAGCCUGGGCUGUAUUCUUGCAGAAAAUGUUUUAGGGGCAACAGAAUGUGAUGUAGUGGUUAUUGAUGAUCCUAUCCAUUGUCGUUAUUUUGAUGCCUGGAUCUUUUAUGCAUACAAUUGCCUUUGAGUUGAUAAGUCGAUUUUUGUUUCUAUU